Messenger RNA from Gordionus sp. m RMFG-2023, 1026 nucleotides. RefSeq names its product probable ATP-dependent RNA helicase ddx42. Lineage: Eukaryota; Metazoa; Nematomorpha; Gordioida; Chordodea; Parachordodidae. Bases 1 to 1026 code for a protein of 341 amino acids. The transcript has 3 exons. The record is from RefSeq and is a predicted model, not a curated record.
AUGUUCGCCUUCAAACUACUAAAUGUACCCCAUCAAAUCUCCAUCUACGAUAUUUUGUUUGAGUUAACCUAUAAUUCCGAUGUCAACUUUUAUAGGAUAGACGGUACGGAGGACGUGUUGUUUGAAUUUAUGAACUUAAGAGAUAUGAUUAAUUGUUUCGAAUUGUUAAAUGGGAAACAUUACAUUUAUGGUGACAAUGAUUUCAUUGAAUUAAUCUACGAAGUUUUUGACGACAUUAAGGCAAUUUGUUCUGAUACCGAUAUUUUAGAUCUUAAAAUUGUGAUUAAAAAGUUAACCUAUCUUUUACCAGCGCUAAAUUUAAAUACUUUAAUUAAUAAAUUUAAUCUUCUUCAACAAAACUCAUCAGAGAGUUUUAUGCUGUGGUACAUUAGAGUAUCGAAACUUCAUAAGAAAUGUAAUUUUUUGGACGAUAGUAGAUUAAAAGAGAAAUUACGGACAUCUACUUUAAACGAUAAAAUUAAAUACAAAUUCUCCAAAAAUUUGGACCUUACAUUGAAUCAGAUGGUGGAAUUAGGGGUGAAACUGGACUCUAGUAAUAUUAAAUACAAUUAUGGUAAUAAUAAUUCGCGAUACCACGAUAAUUAUAACAAUUAUAACUAUAACAAUUAUCGCUAUAAUAAUAAUAAUCAAUCGAAUUUUGGUAGAAAUAAUACAUGGUAUGAUUAUAAUCAAAGAAAACAAAUCCAAUACGGUGACGGAAAUCGUAACAAUUACCAAUCUUAUUACAACAACUCAGAUAAUUAUAGAGGUAAUGAUAAGUAUCAGAGAAAGCAAAUACAAUAUAACAACAACUCAAAUAAUUAUAGAGGUAAUGAUAAUAUUCAGAGAAAGCAAAUACAAUAUAAUAACAACUCAAAUAAUUAUAGAAGUGGCGACGAAAAUAAUAAAAAGCAAAUACAAUACAAUAACGAUUACAACAUGAAUAUUGAAGAAAUUAUUGAAGAGAAAGUUGAUUCUACAAAGAACAAAGAUGAUAAUGAUUUUAAUGUCAACCUGGUGACGUGA